This is a messenger RNA of Theobroma umbraticum, 1428 nucleotides long. Its product is annotated as Pentatricopeptide repeat (PPR) superfamily protein. Lineage: Eukaryota; Viridiplantae; Streptophyta; Magnoliopsida; Malvales; Malvaceae. The record is from RefSeq and is a predicted model, not a curated record. Gene Ontology annotation, molecular function: protein binding.
CGUGGAUAUUUGUGAAUGGAUGUAAAAAUGUUAUGCGGUAAUAAAAAGACCAACAACACCCCAAGAAACAGAUUGACGCCUUUCUUUAGUUGUUCGGGACAACGGGAAACUCAGAAGGAAAAAAAGAAAAAAUUCUUCUAUCCACACGGAGAAGCAGUCUCUCGGGUCUCAAACAUUGAAAUUCGCUGUCUCUUACGACUCUCAAACCGGAUGCUUUGUUGUAGAUGUGCUCUGCCACUUAUUACUAAAACAACCGGGAGCCCAAGGAAUGCGGUGGUAUGCGCUGCAAAAGGUCCAAGACCAAGAUAUCCUCGGGUAUGGAAAUCGAGGAGGAGAAUUGGGACUGUUUCAAAAUCAGCAAAGCUUGUUAGCUGUGUAAAGGAAUUGUCAAAUGUCAAGGAGGAAGUUUACGGGGCUCUUGACUCCUUUAUUGCAUGGGAACUAGAGUUUCCUCUAAUUACGGUGAAGAAAGCAUUGAAGAUCCUUCAGAAUGAACAAGAAUGGAAGAGAAUAAUUCAGGUGAUAAAGUGGAUGCUAAGCAAAGGUCAAGGAAGAACGAUGGGAACCUAUUUCACCUUGCUGAAUGCUUUAGCAGAAGAUGGGAGACUUGAUGAGGCUGAAGAGCUGUGGGCAAAACUCUUUUCUGAUAAUUUAGAAAGUACUCCGCGUAUUUUCUUCGAUAAAAUGAUUUCUAUUUACUAUCACAAGGGCAUGCAUGAUAAGAUGUUUGAGGUAUUUGCUGACAUGGAAGAGCUUGGUGUCAAACCAAGUGUUUCAGUUGUUUCAAUGGUUGGAAAUGUCUUCCAACAGUUGGGAAUGUUGGACAAGUAUGACAAAUUAAAUAAGAAAUAUCCACCACCAAAAUGGGAAUAUCGAUACAUUAAAGGAAAGCGUGUUAAAAUCAAAGUAAAGCAGCUAGAGGAAUUUGAUAAAAUUGCCAAAGGUGUCACUGAAGAUAAGGAAACUGACGAGAAUGUGAGUGUAUUGCAUGAGGAAGCCGAAGUAAGUUCAGAUUUAUUCACUACUGAACCUAAUAUAUCUUCUUGAUUGAUCAAUAGUAUUACAUCUAGCACCGCUGGUGGCCUUGGCAGUGAGAUGCAAAAUGUUCAAUCUUGGGAGCAAGGGAAAGAAGGCUGUACAAGAAGAACAAACAAUCCUUCUUCAUGUCAUGUUAUAUUGUAUCGAAACUCUCAUUACUGGGCUAGUUUAGCACUGGGUUUGAUGAAAACACAAGCAAGCUGUGGGGUGGUAAGAAUUGAUUCUUCCUUUUCUCAUGUGGACAGUUGACAAAAUAUUUGACAAGUUGAUGAUUGAUAUGGAUACCACCUUUUGUAUAUCAAAUUAAAGUGGAAAGAAGAGUGCUGAAUGGCUCUGUUUUCCUUGGAACAGAAAUUUAUUUAGAGGGUAAGUUAGAGAUUAUUGUUGUAA